UAAUCGAUCAUGGAAAAAGUGAUUAGUUUUCCAUCUUCUUCAUCACUCGAAUCUCCCCAUUUCGUUAUCUUUCCUUUCAUGUCGAAAGGCCACACCAUCCCACUCCUCCACCUCGCCUGUCUUCUCCACCGCCGUGGAAUCUCAAUUACAUUCAUCUCCACUCCGUUCAACUCUCCCUCCAUCCGCCGCUCUCUCUCCAACACCAAUACUGUCGCUUCCAUCAUCGACCUUCCCUUCCCCGAUUCCAUCCCUGGACUUCCCCCAGGUGUGCAGAGCACCGACCAACUCCCCUCCGAUUCCCUCAUCUUUCCCUUCAUCGUCUCCACCAAACUCCUCCAACCCCACUUCGAGCAAGUCCUCCGGUCUCUGCCUCAUGUCUCCUGCAUAAUCUCCGACGGGUUUCUCAGUUGGACUCUUGAGUCCGCCACCAAGUUGGGCAUUCCAAGGGUGGUGUCCUAUGGUACCUGUGCCUACUCCACGGCCCUUCGUCGGGCCACGGCCCGCGAGUUCACCAACCAGCCUUUGGUUCUCAAGAGCUUCAGUCCUUGGAUCAAGAUCACCGAAGACGAUCUGGGCUCUCAAGAUUCCGGCACUUCUGGUCCGGGCAUUUGGUACGACCUCAUUAACGAGGUAGUCAUGGCUACUUCCAACAGUUGGGGUAUUCUGUUCAACAGCUUCUACGAGAUGGAGACAGCUUUCGUUGAUUACUGGAAUCGCGAGUUCAAGCCCAAAGCUUGGUGCGUUGGCCCUCUUUGCUUGGUCGGAAAACCAAAACCAGAAGACAAACCCAUGUGGAUGCAAUGGCUAGAUACCAGGGCGAAGGUUUUAUAUGUAGCGUUCGGGACACAGGUAAAUGUUUGUGCAGAACAGAUGAGAGAGAUUGCAGUUGGGUUAGAAGGGUCUGGUGUGGAUUUCUUGUGGGUGGUGAGAUCGAAGUCGGACUCAGACUCAGAUUCCUGGUUAGGGUUGGAAUUGGAGGGAAAGGUGAAGGAGAGAGGGUUGAUAAUGAGGGAGUGGGUAGACCAGACGGAGAUACUCCGGCAUGAGAGCAUCAGCGGAUUCCUGAGCCACUGCGGUUGGAACUCGGUGUCGGAAAGUAUAUGCGCGUCGGUUCCCAUCCUUGCAUGGCCAAUGAUGGCUGAGCAGUUCUUGAAUGCUAAGAUGGUGGUGGAGGAGCUAGGGAUUGGUUUGAGGAUACCAGGAGCAGGCGCAGGCGAUGGUGGUCUUGUCAAAGCUGAGGUUUUGCAGAGGGUGGUUAGGGAAUUAAUGGUGGAAGAGAAGGGUAAGAAGGUUGCUGAGAAGGUUAGAAUGGUGGGAGAAGAAGCUAAAAGGGCCAUGACUGAGAGUGGAUCAUCGUCAGUCACGUUAGACCUGCUCAUCACUGAGGUUUUGCAUUACUCUGCGAUUGAAAAAGAGAAACUGGAGAAGGCUCAUGGAUGUAAUUAAAUAAUCUGAUAAUCAAAUAAACGAUUACAUUCUGAAUGCGAAGAAUUUCCACAAAUCGAAAG
Telopea speciosissima is the source of this 1508-nucleotide messenger RNA. Its product is annotated as UDP-glycosyltransferase 90A1-like. Bases 10 to 1446 code for a protein of 478 amino acids. NCBI's taxonomy places the organism in Eukaryota, Viridiplantae, Streptophyta, Magnoliopsida, Proteales, Proteaceae. The record is from RefSeq and is a predicted model, not a curated record. Gene Ontology annotation, molecular function: UDP-glycosyltransferase activity. The transcript has a single exon.